Molecule: messenger RNA, 874 nt
Organism: Chiloscyllium plagiosum (whitespotted bambooshark)
Lineage: Eukaryota; Metazoa; Chordata; Chondrichthyes; Orectolobiformes; Hemiscylliidae
Source: RefSeq, a predicted model, not a curated record
AUAUUCAAUUAUCAAUUCCAGAAAUCAUGCUGAAACCGAGUGAAGAAGGAAUACCUGAUUUGGUUCAUGUGAUGCGCACCCUUUCUAUGGAGAAUAUCCCAAAUCUACCGCCGGGCGGUGGCCUUGCGAGCAAGCGCAGUGUGAUCGAAGCUGUUUAUAAUAGACUGAAUCCACACAGAGAUGAUGAUGGGGACCCUACUGGAGCAGAUCAAAGGGGAACAAGACCGGGCAAAUUGCUCGAGACACUCAGACAAUUGAGAAUUAAUCAUAGGGGGAGCUAUCGUCAUCUAAUGGAGGAGAUGCUGGCUAGUUACAGGCUAGCUCAGAUCCAGGGGGAAGCAAAUACCACCGAACAAGCUGCUUCCAGUGCAGUAAUGCCUGCUAGAGAAUCAGAGACCAGGUUGCAGGCUGAUGAGACUCGUCCUGACGAUGUACACUGAACUGAUUUGAAGAUGUAGUAAGAAAUGAGAAACCCCUUAAAACUUAAUGAUUCAAACAUUGUGUAUCAAUUGUGUUUUAAAAUUUAUUACUUUGCAUGAAUUUGUGACCUCUGUUGCAUGUCUUUUUUUAAAAAAAUGUUUUGUGCUUGCGGAUUAGAUUUUUUGGUCAGAUCACCAUAACUGCCCAAGCAGUGACAGUUAAUUUUUAAUACCUAUUUGUAGCAUGUCAGUUUUUUGGUUGUAAAAAUGUAAACACAUUAAAUGCAUGAUUCAGAACAGAUACUAUGAUAUUGAUAAAUCCAUCAUGCUUAUUGUAAAUGUCAGUUAUUUGUAAACAAUGACUAUGGGCAUGCUUUUGCUUUUUUGCAGUAUUCAGCCAGAGAGGGGAUUUGUCUUUUUUUGAAUGUGUAAUAAAGCUUUAUACCAUGUCUGGA